GGCAAACUCCACUGCAGCGCCUUCGAGCAGAACAGAAGCGUUUGAGGGAAAUACUUUAAAGCCAGCACUCAAACUGAAAGAAGUAGUGCCUCCCGUCUGUGUGCGUAAACGGCUGUUGGGGAACCAGAGUAGUUUUAACAAGCAUCUCAAAGGAGUGUGAAGUUACCUGAGAGACAGCAUAAGAGCUUACUGCUGCCAACAGAAGGGGGGAGAUGUCACCCCCCCUAUUUCUCCAGUGCCAGGCGCUCACCAGCUCCCUUUUUGUGAGCCUGUUUGAACUGGGCAAAGAAAAUGAGGAGAUGGAAAAGCUUUCCAAGACCAACUUCUCCAACAACAAUGAUUUUCGGGCUCUUCUGCAGUCUCUGUAUGCCACAUUCAAGGAAUUUAAAAUGCAUGAGCAGAUUGAAAAUGAAUGUAUCAUUGGUUUACUUCAGCAGCGUAGCCGGACAGUGUACAAUGUGCACUCGGACAACAAACUCUCAGAGAUGCUUAGCCUCUUUGAGAAAGGGUUAAAGAAUGUAAAGAAUGAAUAUGAACAGCUAAACUAUGCGAAACAGCUGAAGGAGAGGUUGGAAGCCUUUACCAGGGAUUUCCUUCCUCAUAUGAAAGAGGAAGAGGAGGUUUUUCAGCCAAUGUUGAUGGAAUACUUUACUUAUGAAGAAUUGAAAGAUAUUAAGAAAAAAGUAAUUGCACAGCACUGCUCACAGAAGGAAGCUGCAGAAUUCAGAGGUCUUAGUAAGUGGAAUCAAGCUGAAGAGCUUCAGAAGGUCUUUAAAUAUUCUGUGGAUGAGAAGACAGAUCAAGAAACUGAAGUGACAGGGCACACCACAAAUAUUACUAAUCUUCCUCCUGAAGUAAUGCUGACCAUUUUCAGUUACCUUAACCCCCAGGAGUUAUGUCAGUGUAGUCAAGUAAGCACAGAAUGGUCACAGUUGGCUAAAACUGGAUCCCUCUGGAAACAUCUUUAUCCUGUUCGCUGGGCCAGAGGUGAUUGGUAUAGCGGUCCUGCAGCAGAUCUUGAGACAGAACCUGAUGAGGAAUGGGUGAAAAAUAGAAAAGAUGAAAGUCGUGCUUUCCAGGAAUGGGAUGAAGAUGCUGAUAUAGAUGAAUCUGAAGAAGCAGCUGAAGAUUCACUUGCCAUUAAUAUAGCACAAAUGGAAAAACAUUUACUUCAUGGCUUAAUUCAUAAUGUCCUCCCACAUGUCGGCUCUUCAGUGAAGACGUUAGUACUGGCCUACAGUUCUGCAGUGUCUAGCAAAAUGGUUAGACAGAUCUUGGAGCUUUGUCCCAACUUGGAAUAUUUGGAUCUCACUCAAACUGAUAUUUCAGACUCUGCAUUUGAAAGUUGGUCUUCGGUUGGUUGUUGUCAAAAUCUUCGCCACCUUGAUCUGUCUGGCUGUGAAAAAAUCACAGAUGUGGCAAUAGAGAGGAUUUCCAGAGCUUUGGGUAUCAUAUCAACACACCAUAACAAAGGCAUUCUGAAAAGCUGCAGAAACAGGAAUGCCAAGACUUUAUGGAAAAAUAAAGAUGUUACUCUUCAGUCCAACAAGAAGUAUAGUUGUUUGCACGAGAUCAACAAUGAGAAUCUCAUUGAGGGAGGAGGUAGUGAGCAUCAUUGGACUAAACCUGAUGGCUCAGACGGUUUCAACUCUGCUUACGUAUGGAUGCUAGAUGUAGAUGACUUAGCUGACAUCGAAGAUGCUGCAGAGUGGAGACACAGAAAUGUUGAAGGAUUUUGUCUUGUGGAACCAACAGCCAAUUUUAGUUGUUCUGCGUCUUGCUACAGCAGGGAUAUUUAUGGAUUAAGGACUAGAGGGUGGCAGCAGCACUGUGCUUCUACUGACUUGAUUUACUGCGGUCACUCGUUUUGUUGUGCUGGGACAGCACUAAGAACUAUUCGAGCACUUCCUGAGUCCUCUGCACUGUGUAAAAAAACAAGGACUAAACAGUCAGAGAAAAAAGACUUGGCAUACUCUGGGAGUGAAAAAUCGGGUGAAGAGACUGCACGAGUUCUUCAGUUUCUCAGUCUGUCUGGAUGUUACCAGGUCACAGAUCGUGCUCUCAGGGUACUGACUCUGGGAGGAGGACUGCCGCAUUUGGAACACCUUAACCUCUCGGGUUGUCUCACUGUAACCGGUGCAGGCCUGCAGGAUUUAGUUUCUGCAUGCCCUUCUCUAAACGACGAACACUUUUACUACUGUGACAACAUUAACGGUCCUCAUGCUGAAACCGCCAGUGGAUGCCAGAAUUUGCAGUGUGGUUUUCGGGCCUGCUGCCGCUCUGGCGAAUGACCGCUGACUUCUGAUCUUUCAGUCUACUUCAUUUAGCUGAGCAGGCUUCCUUUCAUGCACUUUACUUACAGUUUGCAUCUUGUGUUAACAAUCCUUGGAGUGAGAUUUGUUAUACUAGCCUGGCCAUCCCCACAGCAUUAAAAUCUUAAUUAUGAGUGUACUGUACAGUGUUGUAACAAUCUCACAAAAUCUCAUUUGAUUUGAAGGGUGUUGGGUUUUAUUUUACUUAAUUUGGGGAAGACAGGAAAACAUUCAGAUUUUUUUUUAAUGCCACUUUUCUCCAAGUUUGGCACUUAAAUCUACUUUACUGGAUGAUUUUGUGUUAAGUGAAUGGGAUUUUUUUUUAAUCCACAAUAUAGAGCUCUGCAGAUAAUUCAAAAUGUAUUGUUUGCAUUUGGGUAACAAUUACACAUCUUCAGAAGCCUUGUUUCUCCCCCUUUCCUCUAAUCUUGAAGUUCUUCUUUAUACUGCAAAAUUAGGGAAACUCCUACUUUCCUUUUGCAUUUGGUUUUGUAUUUGUGCUUGGAAAACAUACUCAAAUAAAACAUUCCCAUCAAUAAAAAAAAGUUUUAUGUAGUUGAA
This is a messenger RNA of Rhea pennata, 2873 nucleotides long. RefSeq names its product F-box and leucine rich repeat protein 5 (gene FBXL5). Gene Ontology annotation, molecular function: protein binding. The transcript is spliced from 11 exons. NCBI's taxonomy places the organism in Eukaryota, Metazoa, Chordata, Aves, Rheiformes, Rheidae. The record is from RefSeq and is a predicted model, not a curated record. Gene Ontology annotation, biological process: SCF-dependent proteasomal ubiquitin-dependent protein catabolic process; intracellular iron ion homeostasis. Bases 213 to 2291 code for a protein of 692 amino acids. Gene Ontology annotation, cellular component: SCF ubiquitin ligase complex.